This is a messenger RNA of Quercus robur (English oak), 1888 nucleotides long. RefSeq lists its product as uncharacterized. The record is from RefSeq and is a predicted model, not a curated record. Gene Ontology annotation, biological process: translation. The transcript is spliced from 2 exons. The coding region runs from base 558 to 1655 and encodes 365 amino acids. Lineage: Eukaryota; Viridiplantae; Streptophyta; Magnoliopsida; Fagales; Fagaceae. Gene Ontology annotation, cellular component: ribosome. Gene Ontology annotation, molecular function: structural constituent of ribosome; 5S rRNA binding.
AAGAGAGAGAGAGGGAGAAAAGAAAAAGAGGCAAAAGAAAAGAGUGUCUCGUAGGCUUUCAACCAAACACGACCUUAUCGAUCCCCAUUCCAUUUCCACUCGUUUUUCUCGAUCCGAUUCUCUCGGCGCUCGAUAUUUUAAUUGUAUGAACCAUACGAGAAUCAUUCAAUCUUUCUCUCUCUCUCAGGUAUACUCUAUAUCUCUCGCUCUCUACAGUUCGUUUUUUUUUUUUGGCUAUUGUUGUUUGCGUAGGGUUUCUCUGCGGUUCGGAUUAUGUAAAUUUUGUUCAGUGUUCAAUAAUCUUUCAUACAGUUAGGGUUUCUGUCACUGUGAAUUGAAAUCUGUGAGAUCAGGAUUUUUUAGUGCAUUGUUUGGUUGGUGAGAAAAAUGAAGGAAAGUGAGGCAAAAAUGGAAAUAAUUUUUAAUUUACAAAAUGUUUUUUUAAUAUUUAAAUAAUCAGUUCUUGCCCACCACUUGUUAAUCAAACUUGUAGGGGCAACUGACCCCACCCGUCAGAACUAGUUACGGGCAAUCCACUAUAUCAUAUAGUUGUAACCAUGACAUUUAAUUUCUUGAGGAGAAGUCUAGCCUUCUCAUCAGUUGUGAAUUCUAAUUUUCCUUUGAGGGUGUGUCGUUUUUGCUCCACAACAAUUCUUGAUAAAGAGACAGACAUAACAACACCUUCAGUACCUUCUUCUAGUUAUUCUAGUAGUCUUCAUCUCUCUCCAUUGUUUACUGAUGAUGAUAAAGCUCAUUCGGGUAGUUAUGAUAUCGAGCUUGUGGAUCAUGAUACAUGGAAAGUUUCAUCGGGUUUAGCACAAGCUUGGCGAGAAGUAGAUGGUGGUUCUUCAGUGGGAGCAAAUUCUCUUAUGGUUGAUGAACAAGUUGAUUCUUGUUUUGAAGUUGUUGAGUGUGAUCAGGACUUCGAUGACAUUGAUAAUAUGAGAAUUCGUGGCAAUCUGUUUUAUAAACUUGACCGGGAUUCCAAGGAAUUUGAGGAGUACAAUCUUGAUUUCCACCGGAGGAAAUCUUCAAAUCGAGAGAAUGGUCCAAAGGAAUGCAAAAAGGCAGAGAAAAAGGAAAUUCCAAGUGGUAACAUGGCUCCAAGAGUUGAAAAACUUCCUAAGGCAGUAAGCAACAAAUUUGUUAAGUCUCCACUUGAUGAAAUGGAUAAUGCUUGUGUUGGUAACAAGAAGCUAAGGACUCCGACUUAUAAUCAGCUUACGGGUCCUUACCACGAACCUUUUUGCUUGGACAUUUACAUAUCCAAGGCUUCUGUUCGUUCCUGUGUUAUUCACAGGGUGACAAGUAAGGUUGUUGCUGUGGCACAUUCCAUUUCUAAAGACAUGAAGUUUGACCUAGCUUCAACUAGGAAUGUGACUGCUUGUGGUGCUGUAGGGGCAGUUCUGGCUCAGAGAGCAUUGGCUGAUGAUAUUCAUGAUGUGGUUUACACUCCAAGGAAGGGGGACAGAUUGGAAGGGAAGCUUCAGAUUGUGCUUCAAUCUAUCAUUGAUAAUGGUAUCAAUGUGAAGGUGAAGCUUAAGCAAAAGAGACCCAUAAGAGCAGGAGAAAAUUUUAGUGAAGGCCCUUUGAAGAAGACAAGGACCUACAACUACAACAAUACAAUUCCAACCCCAAAGGUUGUAAGAUUCUGAGUGUAGUUUUGUUCACCUCUCUCUGCUCUACAACUAAACAAAGGACUAGACGAAUUUAGUCGACCGUGGUCACAUGAUUCUGUAGCAGGCUCAGUUAUUUAUUCGGGUGCUCAAUAUUGUCUUGCAUCAUCUCUUGUACAAUCAUUUGGAGUUCUUGGAUUUGUUCUUUGUAAUGUAUGAAUAACAAUCAAAUCUUAAUUGCUGCACAUCCUUCUUCUUCUUCUUCUUCUUCU